UACUUUUUUUUUUCCACCCGGUAUUCAGAGCCUAUUAUUGGAGUUUCAACUAAAUUCGGAUUGCGCUCUGCACAACUCUUUUGGGGUGACGCUUCCAACAUGAUUUUCUUUCUAUCUAGGACUCGAAUCCAAAACCUUGAAUUAAGGGCGAAACACUCUCAACCAGUGCACCACAAUCAUAUUAAUCAUAUUUUUUUUAUUUAUAAUAUAAUUAUAAAAUGAUAUGAAGAUAAAGAGAGAUUUUGGUCCCGUUAUAUUUUUAAUAUAUAAUUAAAAAAACAAUUCUAAGAUAAAGAGAGAUUUUGGUCCCCCAUUUGAAGACAAAGGAAAAAGACAAGAGGACAGUUGAAGAGAGCGUUUUAUUUCAAAUUUAGUCGAGCUCUAAUAAAAAUAUCGUACAUCAGAUAUAAAACUAAAUUAAAUAAAUAUAUAAUAUUCUAUUCGUCAAUGAAAUCUCCUUUGUUUGUUAUUUAUAGAAGACCAUUAUCUAUGUACAAAAUAAAUCAAACACACACCAAAAUUAUCCAAGAAAAAUAAUGGAAAUUUUGAUUUCAAAUUGGUCAAAUGUUGAAUUUGUACCUAAAAAGUAUAUUUUCCCACUAGAUAGAAGACCAGGAAAAAUUAAAUUUCCUGUUUGCCAUGAUAUACCACUCAUAGAUUUGGCUAAUAAUCAUCCAAAUGAUGCAAUUCAACAAGUUAUUAAAGCAUGUCAAGAAUUUGGAAUAUUUCAGGUGAUAAAUCAUGGAGUAUGUGAAAAUCUAAUGGAUGAUACAAUGAAUAUAUACAAGGAAUUCUUCAAAUUGCCUAGUGAAUACAAGGCAAAAUUUUACUCAAAUGAUAUAAACAAAAGCUGCAGGUUAUGUUCAAGUACAUUAGCAUAUGAUACUGAAGAAUUUCACUAUUGGAGAGAUAAUUUUACUCAUCAUUGCUAUCCUUUAGAGGAAUACAUUAUGACUUGGCCCAAUAAGCCCACCAAGUAUAGAGAAGUGGUAAGUGAGUAUUCAAUAGAAACAAGGAAGCUACUAUACAAGAUUUUGGAUAUGAUAUGCAAAGGAUUAGGACUAGAGAAAGGUUAUUUUGAAGGUGAAUUAAGUAAAACAAAUGUGAUAUCUGUGAAUCAUCAUAUUCCAUGUCCAAAUCCAAGUUUAACACUAGGAAUGCCAGUACAUUCUGAUCCAAAUCUCAUAACAUUGCUUCAACAAUGUAAUGUUCCUGGACUUCAAAUACUUAAAGAUGGCAAAUGGAUUGGUGUUCAACCUAUUCCUCAUGCUAUAGUUGUUAUUCCUGGUCUACAAUUGAAGGUAAUAAGCAAUGACAGGUUCAUAACUCGAGUUCAUCGUGUGGUGACACACGCAAAAGAGGCUCGAACCACAAUUGGUGUAUUUCUCGGUCCGUCACCCAAGUCUUUAAUAAAACCAGCCAUUGAUUUGGUUUACACUAAAUCGGAGUUUAGAACCUUUACUUAUCCAGAGUUCCUCGAAGCAUUUACUGCUGGGGCUAAAUGUGAUGCCGAAUUUGCCCUCAACCAUUUUAGAAACAAAACUUAGCUUUUAGUUAUCUUAAUGGAAAAUUGUUGUAAAAAAAUAAUAUGGUGGGUGGUACUAUAUCUAUGGUCACAUAAUUAGAAAAAUUGUCCCAAAAAAAAUUUAUGUAUAGUUUUUUUUUUACCUUAUGUUAUAGCCUUGUUAAUUGUUGCAAAAUUGUAUCUAUAGUCUUGGCUCAUGUAAAACCUUGUGAUGUACUAUAUAAUAUAACACUUUGGUUGUGUU
Molecule: messenger RNA, 1769 nt
Organism: Solanum lycopersicum (tomato)
Lineage: Eukaryota; Viridiplantae; Streptophyta; Magnoliopsida; Solanales; Solanaceae
Product: hyoscyamine 6-dioxygenase-like
Source: RefSeq, a predicted model, not a curated record